CCUCACUGGAAGAGAAGCCUUCUCCCUAUCCUCAUCUGGACAGAUAAGGAGGCUUCAUGACAUCUUCAACCAACUGAAACAUUUCCAGGCAUCAGAACAAAAACCAUCCAGAGUAACAAAUGAAACUGGAAUGCCUCUGGACUGAAGGAACAGGCGAGGAGCAUGACUUGGUGGGACUGUGGAAGGCUCUCCGCCUCCAGAAGGGACAGCCCAUCUGUGUCACCUGCACUGCUGGCAGCCAGGGACAUUUAACCCCUCCUCAGAUGGCUGCCUGCAGCCUGCCCCUGGGACUGGGGCUCCUGCUGCUGCUCCAGGACAUCCAGACAACCCCUCAGACAUCAUUAACCCCACCUCAUUCCUGUGGUACACUAGAGAAUUGGUUCUAUGAUGAAACCUCACAAACCUGCUGUUACCAGUGUCCCUCAGGCUAUGUUAAAAAGAAAGCAUGUCCUCGGGACCCAGCUGCAGACUGCAUGACAUGUGGACCUGAUCAGUAUUUGAACAAUAAAUUCAAAAAGCCACAAUGUGAUGCCUGUGUGUCAUGCUCAAAAGAGCUGGACCUGGUGGAGAAGCAGCCGUGCUCCUUCAGCUCCAGCCGCGUCUGCGAGUGCCGGCCCGGCCUCUUCUGCCAGCUGCCCGUGGUGGACAGCUGCUCCCGCUGCCAGCAGCACUCUGCCUGCAGGCCUGGCUUUGGAGUCAAAACCAGGGGCACCCCAACAAACGAUGUGACUUGUGAAGAGUGCCCUCCUGGGACCUUCUCUGAUCAAAGCUCCAGCACAGACACCUGCAAACCCCACACCAACUGUGCCAAGUUGAACAAAGUAACGCUAAGGAAAGGAAAUGCUACACACGAUCAAGUUUGCCUGGAGCAGCUGCCCACCUACCUCACCCCAAGCACUUUGUCCGUGAGAUUCAGCAAUGAAACAAGUAACUUUGACCUGAGGAUGCUGAAGGAGAACCUGGUGACCCCUGCUAGUGGUGACCUAAGUGUCACAACAACCGAGAAUCCCAGCUCAACUGCAGAGGAGGAAGCUCAGGCUCCCACCUCGGCCAAGGGGGAGAUGGCAGCAGGAGGUGUGGUGCUUUGGGCAGUGGUUCUCUCCCUGGCAGUGCUUCUUGGGGCCAUGCUGGUGUUCUGGAAGUGGAAGGUUUGCAAGAAGAGGAUCCUCGUCCUCAGGAGAAAGCCACACCUGCACUCGGUCAUCGCACACAAAUACGUGCUCAAGUCUCCAGGUUCGGAUCUUGUGAACAAAUGUGCAAAGAUCAUACUGACCACUGAGAGUGGGCUGGAAGAGGAGGAGUUAAUUGACAGAACCCUUCCUUUGGAAACCAACAAUAACUUGGUGUCCAGCACAGAAAAAGCCCAGAGUCCUCACUGGAGUGUGACUGAUGUGACACCAAGCAGUGGCAAUGCCCCAGACUGCCCUGUGGAUUCUCGAGUCAGAGACCACACAAAUAACAGAAUUGAAAAGCUCUACAUCAUGAAGGCCGACACUGUUAUCGUGGGCUCAGUUUCAGAAGUGCCCAGUGGCAAGAACUGUGCUGUUAAAGGAUGUGAAAGUAACCUUGAUGCCCAGGAAAGCACAGAAGAGGAACUGGAAAUGCACUACCCAGAGCAGGAAACAGAGUCUUUUCCAGGGAAUGAUGUAAUGGUGCCAGUGGAAGAGGAGGGAAAGGAAUUUCACCACCCUACCACUGCCACUGAGAAGUGACACCCACAGAGAGGGUGUGGGAGGACACAGAAUCCUCCAGUGUGACACUAAGGCUGAAUUCAUGACAAGGGAGUAAAGACACUGUGCCUUACAUUAUUGGGAAACUCCUGGAAAGCACUGAAGCCCAUUCCAACAAGGAGAGUUAGGACCUAUUCCAUCUAACAAAGGAAGGACCAUCCCAGCUGCUGCCCUUCAGAGCUGACACCAAAUACUCCCAUUUCCCUGCCUCCCAGUAUCAUACUGACAACAAAUUUGAAUCAAAGCUGCACAAUUUAGAGGACAUCUGGAUGUCAGCUGAAGUUUCACAGCUUGUUUUCUCAGUGGGAAGGAAUGGGUUGAAAUCUAUGUCUGGUUACUGCUAUGAGCUGUGAAAAUUCUGGCCAGGAUUCUGAGUCAAACUUGAGACUCAGCCAUGUUGUUUCUACUCCAAUACAUUCCAUUUUGUAAUAUAUUUUGCAACAUCUGGCAUUUACUCAAGGUUUCAACUUUUGAUUGAAAAUGAUAAUAAUCUCAGUUUUCCCUAGCAUAAACAUAACUCUCAAGUUUGUGGAUUUCAUGUUUCUUGAGGAGUUAGGAUCAAAAGGUGCCACACAGGCUCUGAAAUCAGAAGGCAAAUAAAAUUAAUUGAUGUCCACUGUACUUUAGGCCAUUCUUUUUAGGUUUUGAAGUCCAAUUCAUUUUUUUUUACCUCAUCAAAUCAGUAAGUGUACAAAACAGCCUCUUCUGAUGGAAGCCAAACUGGCUGAGCAUCUGGCUAUUGGAUGAACUAUGGGUCAAACCCAGUGUGGAGCCUGUAAAAAGAGAAAUGAAGAAAAGAAACUAUUUUUCUACUGAAAAAGAGGCACAGCAGUUAUUUCCUAUCACAUUAUUAAAAUCUACUUGUUCAUAGAAUUGUGUCACCAUCAGGGUGACACUGAUUUGCAUAUCCUUUAAAAACAAACCUGUUUGGUGGCCAGCUGGCCUGUGUUAUGCUAUUUUUAAAUCUUUUGUGCUGCUUGUUCAAUAACUGCAAAUGUAAUAGUGCUGACUACACUUUUGCACAGGACAAUGGAAAAUGAGCAAUGUGACAAAGUGUGUCUUAAUAAUCAAAAAAAGGAACCACAAAACCCAUUACUUGCUCUGUAGUUUUGUCCUGAUCAGAGCACUGAAAUAACAGGGGUGCAGCUGCAGGGACUUCUGUCUUAGAGUGAACACAAGGGCACAAAAACACCUUUUGGGCCAGACUGGAGUUUGAGCCCAACAUUUCAUCUCUGACAGUUGCAGGAAGGGAUUGGAUUAGUUAGGAAGACCAUAGGUGCUGUUUGCAUUCAUCAUGGCUCUGCAGGUGCAGCUGGCAUUGGAUUGAGGAUGUCAAAGAGUUCAAAUCAGCCUUUAUUAUUCUCUUCUAUCACCAUUAGUUUUUCUUCUCUCUUUUGAAUUUCCAAGUACAACCUGCCUGCAUAAGCACCUGUGGCAAAAGAUUACUGUGUAAAGGACUUUGAGCACUUUGAAACUGGCCCUCUUUAUUUCAGUGAAUGUCACUGGCUGUUGCCUUACAGAAGUCAGUGAGUUGCUUUUUAUUUUUUCUUUUUUAACCAAGUUGCUUUUGUGAUUCAUUGUAUCUCAGCUUUGACUGAACUAAGCCUCCAGGUUGAGUCCCAUCCUUUCAUAUUGCUCAUUAAGUUUGAUGCUUCACUGGCUUGGUCACUUCAGUUGACCUUUUCCACAUCUACUUUAACUUCACUACAUCCUUCAUUUUAGAGAACACCAAUUUGUGAAUCCACAAACUCAAUAACCACAUUUACCUGGCUGUGAUUGUUCACAGCUGUUCUGCAAUGACUGUAACUGUGUAUUUCCACUCUGUAUAUUAAUUAAUCUUUUUUACUGGAAUAGCUUUCUAAAAGAACCAUAUGCAUUGCAACCUGCUGGAUGUGUUAUAGUUAGCUGGUUUAAUAAUGCUGGUAAUCUCUGAAUUAAAAAUUACAUGGAUUUUAAGCCACGGCCAUGCUUUUCCUGUUUGAUAUAUAAAUGUUAAAUUGUUGAUAAUUUCAGUCUCAGAAUAAACAUUUUUGCAAGAAA
Molecule: messenger RNA, 3770 nt
Organism: Haemorhous mexicanus (house finch)
Lineage: Eukaryota; Metazoa; Chordata; Aves; Passeriformes; Fringillidae
Gene: MIIP
Product: migration and invasion inhibitory protein
Exons: 13
Coding region: 120-1712 (530 amino acids)
Biological process (GO): negative regulation of G2/M transition of mitotic cell cycle; negative regulation of cell migration
Molecular function (GO): protein binding
Source: RefSeq, a predicted model, not a curated record